Messenger RNA from Triticum turgidum subsp. durum (durum wheat), 1032 nucleotides. NCBI's taxonomy places the organism in Eukaryota, Viridiplantae, Streptophyta, Magnoliopsida, Poales, Poaceae. The record is from the annotation of a GenBank genome assembly.
AUGCAGCCCCUCGCCGGGAUACUCGCCGCGGUCCUCACCUCCGCCGCUGCCAUGGCAGCUGGCGCCUCGCCUGUUGCCAUCAACGGGACAUGCUCCUUGGUUACUGCCGACGCCUACCCCGGCUACGACUACUGCAUGAUCGUACUCUCCUCCGAGCCGUCCGCCGCCAGUGACGCGCGUGGUCUCGCCGUCCUUGCCGCCAACGCCACCGCGCACAACAUCACGCACACGAUCGGGCUCAUCGACAACCUGCUCGACAGCCUCACCGAAUGCUCGGAGUUGUACGGGCGCCAGAUGGCCGACAAGGUGGCCAGCGCCCUCGGAUACCUCAUGGCCGGACGCGAUCCAUCUGAGGCUGUGAGCAAGUUGAUUGACGCCUACGGUCUGGGCCCUCUCAACUGCUUCAUCCUCCUCUCCGAGAGGUGGGGCUUCUCUAGGGAACCUCUAGCGCAGGAGAACUCGGCCAACAUGGCCUUGGCCCUUUUCGCCAGGGAAAUUGCGAUGCUGAUCCCCAAGUCCUCUAGAUCAUCAAACGGCAGUGAUCAGCAUCUCGCCGGAGCCCGAGCCUGGCAGCCCGCUGCCAUCAUCAACGCGACAUGCUCCACUUUAUUAUACGACAAAUACCCUGGCUACGACUACUGCUUCAGUGUCCUCUCCUCCGACCCGGUGGCGGCCGCCUCUGCCAGGGACACGCGCGAUCUCGCCAUUGUCGCCACCAACGCCACCGCACGCAACAUCACGUCCACGGUCAAGCUCAUCCAAGGCCUACUCUCCGACCUUGCUGAGUGCAAGCUUUCCUACGGUGACCGUAUGGGCAAGACAAUGGACAGCGCUCUCAGCGACCUCAUCGCCGGACGCAGCCCCGUCGGAGCGGCCAUCAAGCUGGCCGAUGCCUCGCGUGAUGCUAUUGAAUGCGACGUGGUGAUGUCUAGGAGGAGGGGCGCUACUAAGAAUGUCCUGUACCAGCAGAACACGGAGAAUUUCGUCUCCGCACACUUUGCCAGCAACGUGGCCAUGUACUCUGGCCAUUGA